Talaromyces amestolkiae is the source of this 3489-nucleotide messenger RNA. RefSeq lists its product as uncharacterized. The coding region runs from base 1 to 3489 and encodes 1162 amino acids. The record is from RefSeq and is a predicted model, not a curated record. The transcript is spliced from 3 exons. NCBI's taxonomy places the organism in Eukaryota, Fungi, Ascomycota, Eurotiomycetes, Eurotiales, Trichocomaceae. Gene Ontology annotation, cellular component: nuclear pore outer ring. Gene Ontology annotation, molecular function: structural constituent of nuclear pore. Gene Ontology annotation, biological process: protein import into nucleus; mRNA export from nucleus; positive regulation of DNA-templated transcription.
AUGUUCAGAUUUCCCGAAUCGAGUCCUCCUUCGACUCCAGACAAAUCCCAGAGUCCUUUCAGCAAUAUAUCCACAACGCCUGCAGGGGCACCGCCAUCAACCAGUCGUGGAAACUCGCGAACGGGGACGAGGUCAAACAUCAAUUUUAAUGAGUCUACAUCUACAUUCAGCCAGUCUCGCAAUAUCGGCGGAAAUGAUAGUUUCUUCUCCUCCAUCUCAUCGGCAGACGUUCCGCCUUUUUUGAAUGCGAAAAGCACGGUGUCCACAGGGUCAUUUGGCGAUUUUGGCGGUUUUGGCAACAAGGCAGGUGGAUUCAGCGCGGUGAAUGGUGGUAAUAACCUGAAGGUGCGCAAUCGAAAGCCUCAUGGCUUGAGCCAGAUGACCACAGCCAGCGAAGAUUGGGAGGACGAAGAAGACGUUGACGAGGAAGAAGAGGACGCAGAGGGAGAAUAUGAGGAUGAAUAUUCUGACGAGGCAGAAGAGGAUUACGAAGAUGAAGGAGAGGAGGAAGAACGUGAAGACGAAGAAGAAUACGGAGAUGACGAAAAUGCAGACGGCAACAGCGAGGGAGACUUGGAGAUGGAUGCUACGACGGAUUUUGCAGCUAUGCAAACCGGAUUUUCGAACUCGAUAUUCAAUGGCUUUGGUCAAACCACUGCACCAUCACAGAAGAGGAUAUAUUCCAACCCCAACAAUGCGAAGCGCGCAAAACUCGACGAGAAAUGGGCUACGUCGUCACCCCAAGCUGCGAAGAACAUAAUCGGCCCACGGAAAACUCCAUCUCAGUUCCCUUCUAUAGCUAGCAACCUAGCCUCGCCGGCUAAAGCUGUCACGGAAUCUGGCGAAGUAGUGCUUCAGACGAGCUACUACAUUGGUGCACUGUUGGACAAACUCCAGGAAAUUGAACCCGACGAUGCUGAAGCUCUCGCUGUGCUUUCCGAAGCAGCAGCCGCAUUGACUGAUUUCUGGGGCGCUGCAUCUGAGAAGAAGAGAGAGCAGAGUGGCCAGCAUCGACCCCACGACGAUUUCGGACCCGGCGAGAAGGCAAGUGGUCUCGAAAAUGCUACAGUUGUUGCCUCACUUCUGCUACAGCUUCACCAUCCUCGGGCCAAAGGGUCUGACAGACGCGACUUAUCUGCGGCUAAUAGUCAAAACCUAGCUCUUGUUGUGUCAUCACCCGAAACAUACACGCCCACCCCCAAGAUUCUCGUCGACUGGCUCAACGCCAACCAUCUCGGCUCUUUGCAUGAAAUAGAGUCCCUACAGCAGACCAGCCCUAAUCCAACUGCUUCUUCACAUUUCUGGGACAUUGUUCAGGCUGGAGUAUUGCGUGGACGAUUCAGUGAAAUAGCAGCGAUCCUUCGCUCUGCCGACUUCAACUAUGCUCAUUCAGCAUUAGAAGAUGGUUUCUCGCAGCCUGGAUAUCGUGGAAUGCAGCUCCAGGCUGUUCAGAAAACAGUGAAUAAGGCUAUACAAAUGCUGGAGGCGUCACCCGUUAACCAAGAUAACGAUUGGGAUGUUAUUGGCGCAGAUUGGACAGCCUAUAGAAAACGUAUUCGGUCUGCGCAAAUCGAGUUACAGGAACUUGCUGAGGGCGACAAGGCACCCCAGCAAGCAGGUGGUUCCAGAUUUGAAGCAUCGCAAUUUGGCGUCUCCACUCAAUUCGCUCCCUCUGAGUCAGCGUUCUCAUUCACCCAAACGUCACGCAUGGCAGAGAGUCGCAUACCUUGGUCCAUUUAUCAAGGUAUCAGUAAGAUUUACGGGGUGAUUCUUGGCAACUCAUCGGUCAUCAUUUCUGUUGCUCAAGACUGGAUUGAAGCAACUGUUGGGCUGACGGCCUGGUGGGACGGGCAAGGGACUGGCGUCUUUGGCAAUAGAGAGCAAGUCAAUGAUGCAGACCGACAGGAUGCAUAUUUACGCCGACUCAAUGAUUGCUUUGGAGAAGUUAUCGAGGGUGCAGAGAUGAAGUCGCGGCCCAAUCCUCUUGUAAAACUGGACGUGGCAGUGGCCUGCUUAUUUGAGGGGAACUUGGUCGGGACGAUCAAGUUACUUCAAACAUGGUCAUUGUGUAUAGCCGCAGCUGUCGCCGAGAUAGCGCAUGAAGGCGGGUGGCUAGAGACGUCUAUCGCUAAUAUGCCGGGCUUCCUCAAUCAGGACGACUUGAUGGUGCUGUCUUAUGGACAAAACGACAAUGUCGCCUUGGACCAAAUCAGCAAAGAUGAAGUGUUGGAGGCUUAUGCAGACAAAUUGGGCGACAGAGACCAAUUCGAGUACAAUGGCAACUCUCGCAAAGGCUGGGAACUAGCUUUGGAGGUUUUCAGCAGAAUGCAAGACAAUAAAAGGACUAGUGAAAGAGUUUCUAGGUUGUUGAAUAAGAUUCCUGUCGACACUGUGCAGCAGGUAGAUCGAGUGAUCACCUUGUGCAUCGAUCUCGGAUUCGAAGAUGAGGGCCGAAAGCUUGCUGCUAACUUUGGUGAAAAAAUCAUAGCCGCCGGACAAACACGUGCGGAUUGCGACUAUGGACUUGCGAUGAUUUGUUUUGCUCGUGCGCGAUCUGUCCGCAAGGUCAAAGAGAUUGCCAAUAGUCUUAUUGCGUAUUCUUUGCAGCAAUCUCGCGCUUGGCCACCAGAUGAGAAUCUCGGAGGUCAAUUACGAACUUUGGUCCAGAAUCCUAAAGUGUGUUUAUCAUCUAUCGCGGCAGUCGACAGCGAGGCAGCCCAAAUAAUACAAUUCUACGCAAGUGGUUAUGCAACAUUGCGCCGGUUUUAUGACCUUCGCGACGAACCGGUGUUGUUCAAAGGCCGCAAACCACAUCUCAGACCACUAGCGAGGAAACGAGCUGCAGCCGAAGCAUUGGUUGCAGUUAUCCGAAGCUCCGCUGAUAGCAUCUAUGGUGGUUUAUACGAUCCGGAAAGAGACUCUGCCGUGCUCGUUGACAACUUGAUGGCUCUUCUGGGUGAAGCCAUUUUAUUUGUCAAUGAAACACCGUCUUCCCUCUCCAUCGAGCAACAAUCCAGCAUCCUUGCCGCAAUCGAGGACCUCGAAACCGUCACCCCACGCGUCUUCGCAGCAGCCCGAGAAUUCUUCUACGAAUGUCUAAAUGAGUACAUCUACGAAACAACCGGCGAGCCCCGCAAAUCAUCCUCCUCGCCACGAUCAACAACCAGCCUCAAGAAAUCUGCUUCAGGGCUCACAGCAUCAAGCAGCUUCUCCAUGAUCGAUAGCCAUAUGGCCGACUCGUCGAUUACGCAUGCCACCAACAAUACAAUGGCAUCAUCCGGUGUGCUAGUGCCCAAGCCGGAUACAACAUACGAAUACGCGAAACCGAUCGAGAGGGGUUGGGAUUGGAGAAGAGGUCUUGCGGAAUCGUCAGCUACAAUGAAUGGAGGGACGACGGAAAGUGAGGAUGGAGAUGCUGCCAUUAACCCAGAGGAGAAAUUGCUGCGUGUUUUGAGGUUGCGGUUGGCGCAGGGCAUGACGUGGCGGUGA